Molecule: messenger RNA, 603 nt
Organism: Eruca vesicaria subsp. sativa (arugula)
Lineage: Eukaryota; Viridiplantae; Streptophyta; Magnoliopsida; Brassicales; Brassicaceae
Source: the annotation of a GenBank genome assembly
AUGGCUUUUCUGGAGAGUGAAGUGGUGCCAUCGGCUCUUGUGGAGGUUGCACCAAUCCUUCGUGUAGCCGAUGAAGUAGAAGCUAACGCUGCUGAUAGAACUGACCGUGCUCAACUUAAAAAGGCAUAUCAAACUGACGCUGUUUUCCUUGAAGUCUUAAAGUGGGCUAAAGUGGAAGUGGCUGAUGAGGUUUUGGAAGCCCACACAAAGAUUAACGAAAAAAUCCAGAUUUUAUGUGCCUUGGAUGACGAUGAUGGCAUUUUUGAGGAAUGCCCAUCUCAACAACCAUUUGCAUCACAAAUUGGAUUUAAUGAAUCCAAAUUUAAAGUUGAAAAUGUUGAUCAAACAUCUUCUAUAAAAGAAGAAAACAAAGACAACAUUAUAGAAGAAGGAAACAAACAACUUUUAGAGCAAUUGAAGAAGAUAAACGCACAAAUACAACAGUUUUUGGAUAUUCAAAGUAAAACUUACGCACUGAAAGAAAUUAGAGAAGAAAACAAAAUCUUACUGAUGGACUUGAGUUCUAUACAAAAUCCGCAUAUUCGUUCAUUUAUGGAGGGUGAACAAACAAGGAUUUUGCAAAAGCGAAAUUAUCAAUACUGA